CUCAUUUUCUGUCAUCUGUCAAUCUGUCGUUUAUGUUAUUGUGUUUUUGUGUAUUAUUUUUUAAUUUUUGAUAAUUUUUUCAAAUCUUCUUAACUUGGAGAUGGAUAAGAGUCUCUUUGAUCCAGAGAGUGUUAAUGACUAUUCAGAGAUGUCACAAAUAUCCCAGGGAACACCAGUACUUGCUGAUAGUGCUGAUCCUGAUGAACCCGAAGAAACACUUCAACAAUAUACCGUUGAAGAGUUGCUUAUCACGUGUGUUGAAGCGAGACCUCCAUUAUGGAACUCCAGGCUUUCCCUUAAGGAGAGAAGUAAAACAAUUCGUGACAGGCUGUGGUUGGAGAUUUUUCAAGAAUUUGCAGAAAAUCCUGAAUUCUCGCUAGAUUUUCUCAAAAAAAAUGGAGAAAUCUAAGAAACAUGUACGUGAGGGUAAGGGGUGAAUAUACUCCUAGUGGCUCAGCUGCUAAAAAGAAAAAAAAGUGGGAGUACUAUGACCAAAUGUCAUUUUUAAAUGACACAAUCAGCUAUAGGCCCACUGUGACAAAUGUUGUAUUUCAUCGACAGCAAGUAACCCAUCACCACUGACUUCGCCUAUUAGUGCUGAUGAGAAUCAUAAAAAACAUAAAAAAGUGCAAGGGGUGGAUAUGGCUAUAAUUGCUGCAUUAGAAACAGUAAACGCUCCACUCCCCAUUACACCAGCACCUACAACUCCCCCAAUAAACUCCAUAUGACAACGAAUUUGUCUUUGCUUACUGCUUA
Messenger RNA from Anthonomus grandis grandis, 756 nucleotides. RefSeq lists its product as uncharacterized. Bases 101 to 409 code for a protein of 102 amino acids. Lineage: Eukaryota; Metazoa; Arthropoda; Insecta; Coleoptera; Curculionidae. The transcript is spliced from 2 exons. The record is from RefSeq and is a predicted model, not a curated record.